Saprolegnia diclina VS20 is the source of this 2314-nucleotide messenger RNA. RefSeq lists its product as hypothetical. Lineage: Eukaryota; Oomycota; Saprolegniomycetes; Saprolegniales; Saprolegniaceae. The record is from RefSeq and is a predicted model, not a curated record. The coding region runs from base 1 to 2142 and encodes 713 amino acids. Gene Ontology annotation, molecular function: protein binding. The transcript has a single exon.
AUGGCGGCAAGCACUGUGCUCCGGUCGCUCGACCUCGUGGCUGCCAUCGUCGCCUACCAAAUUGGGCUGCCGCACGCCUUGGCUGCGUUCCAGCAAAUCGUCGACACGAUCGAGUUUGUGCCGUUCAUCGUUCAUCGCCCGACCUGCCGGCGCUUUCCGAUCGUUCAAAAGUCAUUCGGGUAUCUCACCAACAUCCCGACGCGGUUUGCGCGCCUGCCGUACCUCCAGCGGUACAAGCACCCGAGAGAGAAGCUCUCGCACCACGCACUUUUUGUCUCGCCGACGAAGGUUGACCCGGCCUUGGCGCUGCACCUCGCGAUUGUCGAAGGCAACAUGGCGAUCGUCGAGCUCUGGCUUCGACACGCGCCAGCGCUCGUUUCGUCGGGCGCGCUCGAGCUCGCGGCGGCAUCGUCCCAAGGAGCCAUUUUGCGACUCUUGUAUGAACGGUGUCCGGAGCUUGCGACGCCCAAGAUGAUGAAUCUCGUGGCCAUGUCGGGCGAAUUGACGCUUUUGCGUUGGCUGCACGAAGCCGGUGUGGCGUGCACGGCCACUGCAAUGGACGGUGCAGCCAUGAACGGCCACCUGGACGUCGUCAUCUUUCUCCACGAAACAAGAACCGAAGGCUGCUCGGAUGCCGCGGUGACGACAGCCGUGCGGAAUGGCCACGCGCCAAUCGUCCGCUUUUUGCUGCAGCACGGCUAUAAGCACACCGAUGUGAUGCUUCUAGCCUCCACGGUGUACGAUGCCACUCGAACGCGCUGCGUGUUGGGCACGUCUCACCUCAAGGCUCUCGAUUUGGUGGCACCCAUUAUUGUCGUCGACGCGCUCGGUCUCUGUAAGUUGACGCAACGCCUCGGGCUUGCGUCGCUGCGCUACUGUUGUGACCGCGGCUACCAAACCGUCACGCCGCAAGUGAUCGAGAUGGCGGCUGCGCAGCGGAACCAUGCAAUGCUUCGCUACGCCCUCCACGUCCUUCGUCAAACGUACGCGCCCGAAGCGGACGUGGCGUGGCGACCCCCCAACGACGACGCCAACUUUGUGUUUUGGGACCGCUGCGAGGCCAUGGACUUGGCGGCUUGCUUUGGCGACGAAAUUGCGCUGCAGCUCUUGCACGACAGCCGUCUGGAUUGCAAAACCUACCAAGCAACGCGGUUUGCGAGCUACUACGGCCAUGUACACGUGCUGCGAUGGCUCCACCGCCACGGACGCCUUGCCCACGACCCGAGUGCCAUACAGCUCGCAGCGUGUAUGGGACACGAGGACGUGGUGCGCUGGCUCGUCGAAGUCGGUGGCCUGGUGUCGACACGAUCGGCACUUGCGAUGGCGGCCUCCAACAACCACUUCCAGAUUGUCCAGCACCUCGUACACGCCAUCGGUGACGACGACGACGCGAUUGAGUACGCACGCCACGAUUGGGUCAUUGUCUCGCUCCCAGAUGGGCCCGACGAAACGACCUUUCGCAUCGUCGACUAUCGUCCGUGCAGGCAUGUAUCUGGUCGGGCCGCCGACUGGGCUGCCAGCAAUGGUCACCUCGAGACGCUUCGGUACCUGCUCGCGCACGGACGGGGUUUGAGUGCCCAUGGCAUGGACGGCGCGAUUGCGUCGGGGCACUUGGCCGUCGUCACGUUAUGCGACCGUGAGCGUGGCCUUCGCUGCAGCCACCGCCAGUUUCUCUCGAAAGCGAUCCUCGCCAACCACGGUGCCGUUGUCGAGUACGUCCUAGCGCGCCGCUGCUGGCGCCCCAAUCUUACAAGCGACGAGGUCAUGGUCGAGCUCCACGUGCUGCAUCUCAACGCAGCGACGUGUGGCAACGUGGACCUCUGGCGCAUGAUCGUGACAGCGUUCCCAAUCGCGCUGCCCGAGCGCGUGCAAGAGCGUAUCGUGGUGCGGGCAGCGGCCAAGGGCCACCUCGCGCUGCUUCGCCUCGUGGUCGAGACCUGCGGCUACCCACUGACGCCAUUUGCGAUCGAAGCAGCGACGCGGUGCAGUCGCAAACGAGUGCUGCAGUAUCUGAUGACGCAUGGCCCGCCGUGUGCAUCCUUGUUUCGCCCCUCCGAUCGCACGAGCCUUUUCUAUGGUUGCGAGGACGGACCGCUUUUCUACGAUCGGGUCGAUGGCCACAAGCGCGUGCGACUGCUGUAACGUUGAAAAUGCGUGUCUUGUGGACCGAAACAGAUGAAACGAUCCAUAGUGGACGAUAUUGUCAUACAUGCGUGUCGCAAUCAGGAGCGCGGGACAAUGAGUCAUGGCGCUGGUCGAGCUGUAGGUGCACGGAUCGAAUGUACUAUAAAAUUGUUGCUGGGGGACCAGUCCC